Aspergillus ruber CBS 135680 is the source of this 1486-nucleotide messenger RNA. RefSeq lists its product as uncharacterized. Gene Ontology annotation, cellular component: mitochondrion. Gene Ontology annotation, biological process: biosynthetic process; mitochondrial respiratory chain complex I assembly. The transcript has 3 exons. The coding region runs from base 201 to 1361 and encodes 386 amino acids. Lineage: Eukaryota; Fungi; Ascomycota; Eurotiomycetes; Eurotiales; Aspergillaceae. The record is from RefSeq and is a predicted model, not a curated record.
CGGAUUAUCAUUAGCGGCGUUGUUACUCGACAAUGCUUUUUGCUGCGUGGUCUUUAUCACGGGUUUUUCUUUCUGCUACUCGAAAGAACCAUAGAAAAUUCUAUACAUCCGAGUGCAAUAAUCGCAAUGCGACAGCGCUACCUCAGUCCUUCGACAUAGGCGAUCGAUAGAGCAAAAAAAUUACCCCAGAUUCCCGAGCAAUGUUCCUUCUCAGACCUACCAUCCGCAAUUGUGCAGGCAGGCAUUUAUGUCUAGCCUACCGGACACAAAGACAUUUCAGCCAAUCGAGGCCUGUGGCUAGUCCGGCACCAGGUGCAGCAGAGGCUGAAGUUCAAGCUGCACGGAGAUACUGUGUGGAACUACUUGCAAAAUAUGACCGCCCCUCUUACACCCUCAGCACCUUCAUCCCCCCCAACGCGCACACCUUCUACCUCGCCCUCCGAGCCCUGAACGUCUCUCUCUCCCUAAUCCCUGACACAGUCUCCUCCUACACAAUCGGCCUAAUGCGUCUCCAAUUCUGGCGAGAUACAAUCACAAAAACACUCUCCGGAACACCUCCCAAAGAACCCGUCGCUCUCCUCCUCUCAUCCGCCCUCUCCGACCUGCAUGAGCGAACAAAAGGCCAAGCAAGGGUUAGUAAAGGCUGGCUACUGCGGAUGAUCAACUCGCGAGAACAGGCGUUGACGAAUGAUCCGUAUCCGAAUAUCGCAGCUAUGGAGUCGUACGCGGAGAAUACUUACUCGACGUUGCUUUAUCUCACGCUUUCAGCGCUCCCUAUGACCUCUGUUACGGCGGAUCACGUUGCGUCGCAUAUUGGAAAAGCGGCUGGUAUUGCAAAUAUUUUGCGAGGGUUACCGCUCAUCGCGUUCCCGCCACCGGCUGCUCAGUCGCCCAGUCAGGCUGGUGGGAGUAUUGGAGGCGGAGCGAAGCAGGGCGCCGUCCUCCUUCCUUUGGAUAUCAUGGCGCAAACAGGAGUGAAAGAGGAGGAAGUAUUCAGACAAGGUGCUGAAGCAUCCGGGUUACGAGAUGCCGUUUUUACAGUCGCUACGCGAGCAAACGACCACUUGAUCACUGUGGAACAAAUGUUGAGCAAUCUCCGUGCCGGUCAGGAUGUAGGCCACGAUUUCGAGCACGAGGGUGAGGAAGGGCAUGAGUAUGAUAUUUUCCAGAACCAGCGCCAAGAAUCGCCGCUUGAUGAAGUGAACCGCGCAUUCGGUGUUUUUAUGCCUGCCAUUGGUACUCGGUUAUGGUUGGAUAGGUUACAAAAGUUUGAUUUUGAUAUCUUCAAGCCAGAACUUCUACGGUCCGAUUGGAAGUUGCCGUGGAAGGCUUACUUGGCUUACACGCGGAAGACUUUAUGAAAUAGCCACUGGAUUUGGAUAACGAUUAUGUACUAUUUGUAUCAAUAUUAUACAGUACUGCUAUACACGAUACAUGGAUGGGCAUCAUGAAACUAUUCAAGUGCUUGCCUAGGUCAACAUUCCCC